Messenger RNA from Diaporthe citri, 855 nucleotides. RefSeq lists its product as uncharacterized. The transcript has a single exon. The coding region runs from base 1 to 855 and encodes 284 amino acids. The record is from RefSeq and is a predicted model, not a curated record. Lineage: Eukaryota; Fungi; Ascomycota; Sordariomycetes; Diaporthales; Diaporthaceae.
AUGUCCAACCAACCUGACCGUCGGAGACUGACGAUGUGGGAAAGGCUGCCCACACGUCAGCCUCGAACCCAGCAGCGGUGGUCAACCCCGAUACAGCCAACAGCCAGCCUCAUCCAGCCAGGGUACACUGACCUAGGUCCUCGACCACCGCGGCCGUUACGUGCCCCAGCUUAUCCAUUGUCGAGCAGGCCGUUCCUGAGCCAGCCGGCCUCCCCUCAGAGAGACUCCUCGCAGAAUGACUCCUUUCGGCAGUCCUCUCAGCAGUCCUCACCCCAGCAAAUCUUCCCUCAGGAGACUUCUCCUCAGGAGACUCCUUCGCCUCAACCCAAACUGUGGACGCGAGUCCGCCGGCUAUCACGUCUAUUUCGUCUGAGCCGACACGACCCUGCCCCAGGACAGGCAAGCCCUCCCACCUCACCAUCACCCCUACCGAUCAUCACACCUCUGAUCCCUCCUCUGGGCGGCGGCCCCAUAGCCCUGGUACAUCCUCGCCCAGCUCCCCUUCCACCUCAUCCUCCACCACCACCACCACCUCCUCCUCCUCCCACUCCUCUUCUCUCACCCCGGACCCUCCCAGAACCAUCACCACCACUCCCCCUCCUGCCCCCUGCCCACGCCCACAUCGCCCACCCACCCGCAAACAGGCGGCCCCUCAGCGUCCCGCCCGCUCUGCACGGCGCCACAGACCCCAGGGACGCGGAGCAGUACUCCUCGUCGCGGCCGUCCCUGCUGCUCAGCCGGUUCGCGCUGUGCCGGGCGUGCUCCAGGGUCCGGCACUGCAUCGUCGGCCUCGGGGGCGGGCGCGUGCUGUGCACCGAGUGCCUGCGGCAGCACUUUAUCGACCGGCAGGAGUAG